AUUUCUAACCCGUAAAUGACGAAAUUUUAAGAGGGGACCAUGCUCAAAAGUUAGCCUCCGACCAAAAAAACCUGCAAUGGCGGAACAAUCCUCUGUACCUGAAAACCGCGAAGACACCUCUGUUCCCGAAAACCGCGAAGAUUUCGGAAAAUCACAAUUCGGAUGCGACCAUUACAAGAGACGAUGCCGAAUUCGAGCUCCAUGUUGCAAUCGCGUUUUCACCUGUCGCCAUUGUCACAAUGAAGCUAUGUGCUCGUUGAGCAAUCUCAAGGAGCAGCAUGAGCUUGUUCGUCGUGAUAUUAAGCAAGUUAUUUGUGCAGUUUGUGAUACUGAGCAACCGGUGGCAAAAGUUUGCUCUGGUUGUGGGAUUGUCAUGGGAGAAUAUUUCUGUGAAGUAUGCAGGUUCUAUGAUGAUGAGACUGAGAAGAAACAAUUUCAUUGUAAUGAUUGUGGAAUCUGCAGGGUUGGUGGUCGUGAAAACUUCUUUCAUUGUGCGAAAUGUGGAUCUUGCUACUCAAUGAGCCUCCAUGACAACCACGAGUGUGUGCAAGACUCCAUGAAGAAUUUCUGCCCCAUCUGCUACGAGUAUCUUUUUGAGUCGAUCAAAGCCACGCAAGUUAUGAGAUGUGGGCAUACGAUACACACGGGUUGCUAUGUUGAUAUGGUAAACCAGAACCAGUAUCGCUGCCCCAUAUGUUCCAAGUCAACUUUGGACAUGUCAAGUGAUUGGGAAAAAUUGGAUGAGGAGAUCGGAGCUACUAUCAUGCCUGACGAGUAUAGAUAUGAGGUAUUAAUCCUCUGCAAUGAUUGCAGUGGCACAAGCAGAGUGAAGUUCCACAUAUUUGGGCACAAGUGCAGUCAAUGCCAUUCGUAUAAUACCCGCGUAACGGAGAAAAUUGAUUUACAGCAGGAGCCACCAUCAGUUAGCUAGCUCAUUUUUUGUCCAUGAACGUAUUUGCACUGCUUUGAAACAAGUAUUCAGAUUACAAGAGUUGACCUUUUGUUCAUAAAAGUCUAGUUUCCGAUUUCUUGAUGACUGGGUUUUGCACUGGUUUUUUCCUAGAUUUUGAAAGGCGGGCCUUGCCAUUGGUGUAAUCAACAGUUUUUCCAUUGUCAGCAAGUAGUCUCAUAUCGAAUUCAAAAAACCAUGCUAUUAUUACUUAACUAGUGUGUGUCUCGGGUGGCCUCGAGUGUUACUGUUAACAUAUCUGUAUGGAAAUCAUUUGUAAUACCAUGUAGUUUGUAAGUUGUGCUAUGCAAUGGAUAAUCUUGACCAAAAUUUCAGUGUCAUUCUUACUUUGUGAGACUUGAAAUAUGUCAAGUGCAUAUGAAACCAAGAAUGAAAACAUCGUAAAGUGCAUAACUAAUUUUUUAUUUGCAAACAAUGCUCUUGUUGUAGUUGCUAAGCAUCAUAAUCUUUUCGGUUGUUGCUUCAAUUGGAGCUUUGGUAUAUAUUUGGUUGGCUA
Molecule: messenger RNA, 1466 nt
Organism: Beta vulgaris subsp. vulgaris (sugar beet)
Lineage: Eukaryota; Viridiplantae; Streptophyta; Magnoliopsida; Caryophyllales; Amaranthaceae
Product: E3 ubiquitin-protein ligase MIEL1
Exons: 12
Coding region: 77-931 (284 amino acids)
Biological process (GO): protein ubiquitination; ubiquitin-dependent protein catabolic process
Cellular component (GO): nucleus
Molecular function (GO): ubiquitin protein ligase activity; zinc ion binding
Source: RefSeq, a predicted model, not a curated record